AUGGAAAAGAAUAUUUUUCCACAGAUUAAAGAUAAACCUCACAAUCAAGGAAGAAACAAUAAUACUUUAAAUGAUGAGAAUAAUGAUCGUAAAACUAAAUUUGUAACAUUGACUGGUCCAAACGAAAUUACAAUCAGUGGACUAGAUAUAUUAAGUAAACAAAUUAAAUCAUGCAGCCAAUGUUCAAUGACAUUUAGAUACAAAAGGCAUUUGGAUCGGCAUUUGAAAGGUCAUGAGAAAAACAAUUGUUCUCAUUGUAAUGCAAAAUUUGCUAGGCGUAAACACCUUGAAAUACAUUCGUUUCAUUCACAUGGGGAAAGAGCAACAAAAUAUUCUCAUUCUUGCGACUUAUGUCCUCGCAAUUUUCCUAAACGUGCUCUAUUGAAUCAUCAUCGAGCAAAGCAUAAUUAUGAAAACGGCAAGGUUUGUAGUGAUUGUGGAGAAAUGUUGAAAGCGGAUGAAGAUGAUAGGGAACAUCAUUGUAUCAAAAAACAAUUUAAGUGCAUGAGAUGCUUACAAACAUUUUGUAUGGAACAAACAUACCUAAUCCAUAUUCAGAAUCACGAUAAUCACAAAUGUUCCAAGUGCAACGUUACUUUCACAUCUAAAAAGAAGGUACAUGAACAUUACAAAACAGUACAUUCGUCAAAAUUAAAUCAUAAUAAUCUGUCAAAUAAUGGUAUUUACUUCUGUCCUGACUGUAGACGUACAUUUCUUAAGAAGGAUGAUUAUUCUCGUCAUUUGGAAUCUACUUUGCAUCUCAGUAAAGUGAGCAAAGAGAUAUCCAUAAAGAACAUCUUUAAUUGCUCAGUUUGUUCAAAGAAAUUAAUUUCGCAAAGAGCACUUGAUCAACACAUUAGACGUGUACAUAAAAGAGAAAAAAGGUUUACCUGUGAUAUGUACAGUUGCACAUUUCAAUGCUCGAGAAAAUCAGAUUUGUGCAGACACAAACAAUUACACAUAGAGCAGAGAAACAUUGUGUGUGAACAGUGUGGAAAAACUUUCACCAGUGUUAGUAUUCUUAACGAUCAUGUUCUUUACAUGCAUAAUAAAGAGAGGCAAUUUAUAUGCGAAGAAUGUGGUAAAACAUUCAAAAGAAACAGUUUAUUAAAAAGACACAAAUUAUCUCAUCAACAAUAUCGACCGUUUGCCUGUAUACAAUGUAAUACUGCUUUCAAGAGAUCGCAUCACCUUACCCGUCAUAUGGAAACUUGUCACAGUAUUAAGCUUGAAAAAAAGAAAAAGGUUCUAAAACUCAUGAAGACAGAAGAUGGUCAUCUUGUUCCAGUACCAGAAACUCCGAGGAAACUUAAACUUAAAAAAUUCAAAAUUAAGGGAGGAACUGAUGAAGUUUUGGCAUCAAAUGAGAAAAUAUUGUUUUCUGAUAACACGAAUAACGCUCAUGAACGUACCAAUUCAAAAUUUGAAUCACAAUCAUUGACUAAUUCUAAUAAUUUCUAUGAAAACCCAACAUUAUCAUUAGAACUCAUUAACUUUCUACCCACUGCAGAUUCUGUUUCUCAAAUUCUUUCAUUAGUGGAUACUAGUGCGGAACAAAUUGUCACGGUAGAGGUUACCAACCCCAAGACUUUAACGAAUGAUCUCAUAGAACAAUUUGAAACGAAUCCUAAUGAAAUAUUGAAUCUUAACAGCUAUCAAGAUUUAGAGUUUCAGCAUAGUAUUUUAAACAUGGAUCAACAUUUUUAUGAACAUUCUAAUUGUUCUGAAUUUUCUGUAGGAACUGUCGAAGGAGUAUCACUUUUUGUAGAUUCGAACAUAAACAAAGUAGACACAAUACCAAUAGACAAUUACUUGAAUCAACCAUUUCCAUCGUUUUUUAAUCUUUAA
Messenger RNA from Dufourea novaeangliae, 1848 nucleotides. Its product is annotated as endothelial zinc finger protein induced by tumor necrosis factor alpha. Bases 1 to 1848 code for a protein of 615 amino acids. Gene Ontology annotation, biological process: regulation of transcription by RNA polymerase II. Lineage: Eukaryota; Metazoa; Arthropoda; Insecta; Hymenoptera; Halictidae. Gene Ontology annotation, molecular function: RNA polymerase II cis-regulatory region sequence-specific DNA binding; DNA-binding transcription factor activity. The record is from RefSeq and is a predicted model, not a curated record. The transcript is spliced from 3 exons.